GCUCAUGUCCCCCUCGUCAACAGGAACACCCUUCGACAUGGCCCGGAUGCUGUUCCUCAUCUUCAUCACGGUCCAUCCAGGAUCCUGUGCUCUCUGGGUGUCCCAGCCCCCUGAGAUCCGUACCCAGGAGGGCAGCCCUGCCUUCCUGCCCUGUUCCUUCAAUGCCAGCCAAGGGAAAUUGGCCAUUGGUUCUGUCACGUGGUACCAGGACAAAGUGGCCCCAGGGAAGGAGGUGAGGAAUGAGACCACAGAGUUCAGGGGCCGCCUGGCCCCUCUUCCGUCUUCCCGUUUCCUCUGUGACCACCAGGCUGAGCUGCACAUCUGGGACACCCGAGCCCGUGACACCGGAGUCUACGUGUGCAGGGUGGAGGUGCUGGGCCUGGGUGUCGGAACAGGGAACGGGACUCUGCUGGUGGUGGAGAAAGGACCUCCUCAGCUAGCUGCCGGCACAGUCUUCCUCCUUCGGGCUGGGUUCUAUGCCUUCAGCUUUCUCUCAGUGGCCAUGGGCAGCACCAUCUAUUACCAGGGCAAAUGCCACUGUCACAUGGGAACACACUGCCACUCCUUGGAUGGCCUCUGA
Molecule: messenger RNA, 580 nt
Organism: Lagenorhynchus albirostris (white-beaked dolphin)
Lineage: Eukaryota; Metazoa; Chordata; Mammalia; Artiodactyla; Delphinidae
Gene: NCR3
Product: natural cytotoxicity triggering receptor 3
Exons: 4
Coding region: 5-580 (191 amino acids)
Biological process (GO): positive regulation of natural killer cell mediated cytotoxicity; natural killer cell activation; immune response-activating cell surface receptor signaling pathway
Source: RefSeq, a predicted model, not a curated record